GACCAGUACACCGAGCAACGUUAAGGUGUUGGUAUAUUUGAGAACACUCAGUCCGUGAAUAUGCAUCCACAACUAUUACUUGUCUUUUUCGUCUCGUCUGUUUCUUGCCAAAAGGAGGGUUUCACAGUAAAUGAGGAGCAGGACGCGGUACUUCAGAGUGAUGACAAUAUUGAUGAUCUAGCGUUGGAUGUUUCUCAGUUGGAUUUCGGGGUACCAUACAACGAGAAUUUUGAGGAACGAUUGGUCAAGCUGGAAGAUUUAGUAGAGAAUAUGCAGAAGACGUGUUCCAGAAGUUGUACGGGUAGUCAAGAAACAGCCGUUUGUCCUGAAGACUUCAUUUGGAACAAAGCUCUCAAAUUUUGCUACAAGAUCCAUGCCGAUGACAAACUGAAGUGGGCUACUGCUCAGUUGGUGUGUGCUGCUGAGGUACCAGGUGGAAGACUAGCCAUCUUCGACACAGAUGAGAAACGCCAGGCUGUCUACAAAAACAUUCAAGAUGGAACAGGUAAGCCCCAGAACUACUUCGUAGGUGCUCGGAGAACGCAUGGGGAUUUCCAGUGGACCGAUGGCACUACGAUGACUAACGUGAAAUGGUGUGAUGGUGAGCCCAAUGGAACCAAGUGCGGAAGCAUGUGGGCACGCAAGGACUACUGCAUGGAUGACGUGUCCUGUAGUUGGAAUCAGGGAUUUGUCUGCGAAAAGCCAAUGAAAUGAAAUAUUAAUUGAUAUAUUUUGAUUAUUUUACGUUUUUUUUAUUGUUGUAGUGAAAUAUAUUCAGUUCAUUCAAUGUUAUUAAUCAAAACACACUAAUUGAUGAGAGUUGUGCUUCUUCUCAUGAAAGCAAAGGAAUAUGUAAAACUUAAGAAAUAAACUAAAUGUAACUUAAUAUGAUAUUUCGGCAUCCUCAAACUGUACAUCUGCCAUAUGGACACAAUCAAAUAUACCUACAUGUAUAACGAUUACACUAUGAGUAAGUAUUUCGUUCAUUAGAUACGUUUUGAACAAUUCGUAGCCAGAUAUAUAAUAUACUUGCAGGCAUGGGUGCAGUAAUAUGUUUCUUACACACCCCAAAUCGCACCAUUUUACAGCAUCGAAUCGAUACAUAUUUUGUCUGUUCUCAUAAUCGUUGCACUGAUACAUAGAAACGGCCAUGAGUCACUUAAUCCGGCUUUCUGCAAACUACUCAGACGUCGUGUGACUCUCAACAAACACGUUUCUGACAUAUCUGUGGAUUACAAUGAUGAUGAUGAUGAUGAUGAUGAUGAUGAUGAUGAUGAUGAUGAUGAUGAUGAAAAUGCAAACCAGAUAUGUUCAAAGAACAUUUAUGCAACACUCUAAAUUCAAGUUUAGACAUAGACCGAGAAUUCGUGAUGACCAUCCAGUAGCCAGUCACGGGCCUGGAUAUCGAUCCCCCACAUGUUUUUGAUACCAGUUAUCUCAAAUGAGUUUCUCACCCACGGGUGUGGAAGAAAUCUCAUUCUCACUCAAAGAAUACUUAGAAUACGUAUGUUGUAGGUUCAUGUUAUUUUUACGUUUCUUUUCAAUACACAUUUGCAAAUCA
Haliotis rufescens (red abalone) is the source of this 1561-nucleotide messenger RNA. Its product is annotated as C-type lectin mannose-binding isoform-like. The transcript has 3 exons. Bases 61 to 714 code for a protein of 217 amino acids. Gene Ontology annotation, molecular function: signaling receptor activity. The record is from RefSeq and is a predicted model, not a curated record. Lineage: Eukaryota; Metazoa; Mollusca; Gastropoda; Lepetellida; Haliotidae.